AUGACAAGUUUGUGCCGGAGGCGUAUCAUCCAAGCUGAAGCACAGGUUGUGGUGCUUGUCGUGGUGCUGGAUGUCGAUGUUGUUGUUGAAGUGCUGCUGGUCGAGGUGGAUGUGCUGGUGGAACUGGAGGAUGUGCUGCUGGAGGUUGUUGAUGUGGUGGAGCUGGAGCUAGAUGUCGUGCUUGACGACGAGGUGCUUGUAGAUGUGCUGGUGCUGGAGGAUGUUGUGGACGAUGUUGUGGUGCUACUUGAUGUGCUCGUUGACGUGGUGCUGGAGCUUGUGGUUGAAGAGGAUGUCGAUGAGCUGGUUGUGCUGCUGGUGCUGGUGGAGCUUGUUGUUGUGCUGCUUGUGCUUGUGGAUGUGGAGGUUGUGCUGGUACUGCUGGAGGAUGUUGUGCUGCUCGACGAGCUCGUGCUGGACGUGCUAGAAGUGCUGGAGGUGGUUGAGCUGCUCGAAGUAGUUGAUGUGGAUGUGGUAGACGAGCUGCUGCUUGUAGACGUACUGGAAGAUGUGGACGAGCUUGUGGUGCUUGUCGUGGUGCUGGAUGUCGAUGUUGUUGUUGAAGUGCUGCUGGUCGAGGUGGAUGUGCUGGUGGAACUGGAGGAUGUGCUGCUGGAGGUUGUUGAUGUGGUGGAGCUGGAGCUAGAUGUCGUGCUUGACAACGAGGUGCUUGUAGAUGUGCUGGUGCUGGAGGAUGUUGUGGACGAUGUUGUGGUGCUACUUGAUGUGCUCGUUGACGUGGUGCUGGAGCUUGUGGUUGAAGAGGAUGUUGAUGAGCUGGUUGUGCUGCUGGUGCUGGUCGAGCUUGUUGUUGUGCUGCUUGUGCUUGUGGAUGUGGAGGUUGUGCUGGUACUGCUGGAGGAUGUUGUGCUGCUCGACGAGCUCGUGCUGGACGUGCUAGAAGUGCUGGAGGUGGUUGAGCUGCUCGAAGUAGUUGAUGUGGAUGUGGUAGACGAGCUGCUGCUUGUGGACGUACUGGAAGAUGUGGACGAGCUUGUGGUGCUUGUCGUGGUGCUGGAUGUCGAUGUUGUUGUUGAAGUGCUGCUGGUCGAGGUGGAUGUGCUGGUGGAACUGGAGGAUGUGCUGCUGGAGGUUGUUGAUGUGGUGGAGCUGGAGCUAGAUGUCGUGCUUGACGACGAGGUGCUUGUAGAUGUGCUGGUGCUGGAGGAUGUUGUGGACGAUGUUGUGGUGCUACUUGAUGUGCUCGUUGACGUGGUGCUGGAGCUUGUGGUUGAAGAGGAUGUUGAUGAGCUGGUUGUGCUGCUAGUGCUGGUGGAGCUUGUUGUUGUGCUGCUUGUGCUUGUGGAUGUGGAGGUUGUGCUGGUACUGCUGGAGGAUGUUGUGCUGCUCGACGAGCUUGUGCUGGACGUGCUGGAAGUGCUGGAGGUGGUUGAGCUGCUCGAAGUAGUGGAUGUGGAUGUGGUAGACGAGCUGCUGCUUGUGGACGUAGUGGAAGAUGUGGACGUGCUUGUUGUGCUUGUCGUGGUGCUGGAUGUCGAUGUUGUUGUUGACGUGCUGCUGGUCGAGGUGGAUGUGCUGGUGGAACUGGAGGAUGUGCUGCUGGAGGUUGUUGAUGUGGUAGAGCUGGAGCUAGACGUCGUGCUUGACGACGAGGUGCUUGUAGAUGUGCUGGUGCUGGAGGAUGUUGUGGACGAUGUUGUGGUGCUACUUGAUGUGCUCGUUGACGUGGUGCUGGAGCUUGUGGUUGAAGAGGAUGUUGAUGAGCUGGUUGUGCUGCUGGUGCUGGUCGAGCUUGUUGUUGUGCUGCUUGUGCUUGUGGAUGUGGAGGUUGUGCUGGUACUGCUGGAGGAUGUUGUGCUGCUCGACGAGCUCGUGCUGGACGUGCUAGAAGUGCUGGAGGUGGUUGAGCUGCUCGAAGUAGUUGAUGUGGAGGUGGUUGAGCUUGUGGUUGUGCUGGAUGUGCUCGAUGAUGUUGAUGACUGGCAUGUGCGGCAGACUGACGUUGUACUGGAAGUUGUUGAUGUGGAUGUGCUGCUGCUAGUGGUUGAGGAUGUGCUGCUGGUUGAAGUGGUGCUGGUCGUUGAAGUCGUGGACGAUGUGCUAGUGCUGCUAGACGUCGUAGUAGAGCUGCUGCUGCUUGUUGACGACGUGCUGGAAGACGAAGUGCUCGUGGACGAGCUUGAGCUGGAGGUAGUGCUUGUGGACGAGCUGGAUGUGGACGUGCUGCUUGUCGAAGAGCUGGACGUGGACGACGUGCUAGUCGAUGUUGUUGAGCUGGAGGUUGUGGAGGUGGAGCUGCUGCUGGUGGACGACGUGCUGGUUGUGCUGCUGCUGGUUGAGCUUGAUGAGGUCGAGGUACUACUGGAGCUUGUGCUGCUUGUGCUGGUGGAUGUUGUGGAUGAAGUACUGCUGCUUGUGGACGAGCUGCUUGUGGAAGAGCUGGAUGUGGAGGUGCUGCUUGUGCUGCUGGAUGAGGUGCUACUGGACGUCGUUGAGCUGGAGGUUGUGGAGGUGGAGCUGCUGCUGGUGGAUGACGUGCUUGUGGUGCUGCUGCUGGUUGAGCUUGAUGAGGUGGAGGUACUACUUGAGCUUGUGCUGCUUGUGCUGGUGGAUGUUGUGGUAGAAGUACUGCUGCUUGUGGACGAGCUGCUUGUGGACGAGCUGCUUGUGGACGUGCUGCUUGUGGACGUGCUGGAUGUGGAGGUGCUGCUUGUGCUGCUGGAUGAGGUGCUACUGGAUGUCGUUGAGCUAGAGGUUGUGGAGGUGCUGCUGCUGCUGGUGGAUGACGUGCUUGUGGUGCUGCUGCUGGUGGAGCUUGAUGAGGUGGAGGUACUACUGGAGCUUGUGCUGCUUGUGCUGGUGGAUGUUGUGGUGGAAGUGCUGCUGCUUGUGGACGAGCUGCUUGUGGAAGAGCUGGAUGUGGAGGUGCUGCUUGUGCUGCUGGAUGAGGUGCUACUGGAUGUCGUUGAGCUGGAGGUUGUGGAGGUGGAGCUGCUGCUGGUGGAUGACGUGCUUGUGGUGCUGCUGCUGGUUGAGCUUGAUGAGGUGGAGGUACUACUUGAGCUUGUGCUGCUUGUGCUGGUGGAUGUUGUGGUAGAAGUACUGCUGCUUGUGGACGAGCUGCUUGUGGACGAGCUGGAAGUGGACGUGCUGCUUGUGCUGCUGGAUGAUGUGGAAGUUGAGCUGCUGCUGGUGGAUGAAGUGCUGGUAGACGAACUAGAGGUUGAGCUAGUGCUUGUGGACGAGCUGCUUGUGGACGAGCUGCUUGUGGACGUGCUGCUUGUGGACGAGCUGGAUGUGGACGUGCUGCUUGUGCUGCUGGAUGAGGUGCUACUGGACGUCGUUGAGCUGGAGGUUGUGGAGGUGGAGCUGCUGCUGGUGGAUGACGUGCUUGUGGUGCUGCUGCUGGUUGAGCUUGAUGAGGUGGAGGUACUACUGGAGCUUGUGCUGCUUGUGCUCGUGGAUGUUGUGGUGGAAGUACUGCUGCUUGUGGACGAGCUGCUUGUGGACGAGCUGCUUGUGGACGAGCUGGAUGUGGACGUGCUGCUUGUGGACGAGCUGGAUGUGGACGUGCUGCUUGUGCUGCUGGAUGAGGUGCUACUGGACGUCGUAGAGCUGGAGGUUGUGGAGGUUGAGCUGCUGCUGGUGGACGAAGUGCUGGUUGUGCUGCUGCUGGUUGAGCUUGAUGAGGUCGAGGUACUACUUGAGCUUGUGCUGCUUGUGCUGGUGGAUGUUGUGGUGGAAGUACUGCUGCUUGUGGACGAGCUGCUUGUGGACGAGCUGGAUGUUGACGUGCUGCUUGUGCUGCUGGAUGAUGUUGAGGUCGAGCUGCUGCUGGUGGAUGAAGUGCUGGUAGACGAGCUAGAGGUAGAGGUAGUGCUUGUGGACGAGCUGCUUGUGGACGUGCUGCUUGUGCUGCUGGAUGAGGUGCUACUGGAUGUCGUUGAGCUAGAGGUUGUGGAGGUGGAGCUGCUGCUGGUGGAUGACGUGCUUGUGGUGCUGCUGCUGGUUGAGCUUGAUGAGGUGGAGGUACUACUUGAGCUUGUGCUGCUUGUGCUCGUGGAUGUUGUGGUGGAAGUACUGCUGCUCGUGGACGAGCUGCUUGUGGACGAGCUGGAUGUUGACGUGCUGCUUGUGCUGCUGGAUGAUGUUGAGGUCGAGCUGCUGCUGGUGGAUGAAGUGCUGGUAGACGAGCUAGAGGUAGAGGUAGUGCUUGUGGACGAGCUGCUUGUGCUGGAUGUGGACGUGCUGCUUGUGCUGCUGGAUGAGGUGCUACUGGACGUCGUUGAGCUGGAGGUCGUGGAGGUGGAGCUGCUGCUGGUGGAUGACGUGCUUGUGGUGCUGCUGCUGGUUGAGCUUGAUGAGGUGGAGGUACUACUUGAGCUUGUGCUGCUUGUGCUCGUGGAUGUUGUGGUGGAAGUACUGCUGCUCGUGGACGAGCUGCUUGUGGACGAGCUGGAUGUUGACGUGCUGCUUGUGCUGCUGGAUGAUGUUGAGGUCGAGCUGCUGCUGGUGGAUGAAGUGCUGGUAGACGAGCUAGAGGUUGAGGUAGUGCUUGUGGACGUGCUGCUUGUGGACGAGCUGCUUGUGGACGUGCUGCUUGUGCUGCUGGAUGAGGUACUCGUCGAUGUUGUUGAGCUGGAGGUUGUGGAGGUGGAGCUGCUGCUGGUGGAUGACGUGCUUGUGGUGCUGCUGCUGGUUGAGCUUGAUGAGGUGGAGGUACUACUUGAGCUUGUGCUGCUUGUGCUGGUGGAUGUUGUGGAUGAAGUACUGCUGCUUGUGGACGAGCUGCUUGUGGACGAGCUGGAUGUUGACGUGCUGCUUGUGCUGCUGGAUGACGUUGAGGUCGAGCUGCUGCUGGUGGAUGAAGUGCUGGUAGAUGAGCUAGAGGUUGAGGUAGUGCUUGUGGACGAGCUGCUUGUAGACGUGCUGCUUGUGGACGAGCUGCUUGUGGACGUGCUGCUUGUGCUGCUGGAUGAGGUGCUACUGGACGUGGUUGAGCUGGAGGUUGUGGAGGUGGAGCUGCUGCUUGUGGAUGACGUGCUUGUAGUGCUGCUGCUGGUUGAGCUUGAUGAGGUGGAGGUGCUACUUGAGCUUGUGCUGCUUGUGCUCGUGGAUGUUGUGGUGGAAGUACUGCUGCUCGUGGACGAGCUGCUUGUGGACGAGCUGGAUGUUGACGUGCUGCUUGUGCUGCUGGAUGAUGUUGAGGUCGAACUGCUGCUGGUGGAUGAAGUGCUGGUAGACGAGCUAGAGGUUGAGGUAGUGCUUGUGGACGAGCUGCUUGUGGACGAGCUGCUUGUGGACGAGCUGCUUGUGCUGCUGGAUGAGGUGCUACUGGAUGAGGUGCUACUGGAUGUUGAUGAGCUGGAGGUUGUGGAGGUCGAGCUGCUGCUGGUGGAUGACGUGCUUGUGGUGCUGCUGCUGGUUGAGCUUGAUGAAGUGGAGGUACUACUUGAGCUUGUGCUGCUUGUGCUGGUGGAUGUUGUGGUGGAAGUACUGCUGCUUGUGGACGAGCUGCUUGUCGAAGAGCUGGAUGUGGACGUGCUGCUUGUGCUGCUGGAUGAUGUUGAGGUCGAGCUGCUGCUGGUGGAUGAAGUGCUGGUAGACGAGCUAGAGGUUGAGCUAGUGCUUGUGGACGAGCUGCUUGUGGACGAGCUGGAUGUGGACGUGCUGCUUGUGCUGCUGGAUGAGGUGCUACUGGAUGUUGUUGAGCUGGAGGUUGUGGAGGUGGAGCUGCUGCUGGUGGACGACGUGCUUGUGGUGCUGCUGCUGGUUGAGCUUGAUGUGGUCGAGGUACUACUUGAGCUUGUGCUGCUUGAGCUUGUGGAUGUUGUGGUGGAAGUACUGCUGCUUGUGGACGAGCUGCUUGUGGAAGAGCUGGAUGUGGACGUGCUGCUUGUGCUGCUGGAUGAGGUGCUACUAGAUGUUGUUGAGCUGGAGGUUGUGGAGGUGGAGCUGCUGCUGGUGGACGACGUGCUUGUGGUGCUGCUGCUGGUUGAGCUUGAUGUGGUCGAGGUACUACUUGAGCUUGUGCUGCUUGAGCUUGUGGAUGUUGUGGUGGAAGUACUGCUGCUUGUGGACGAGCUGCUUGUGGAAGAGCUGGAUGUGGACGUGCUGCUUGUGCUGCUGGAUGAGGUGCUACUGGAUGUUGUUGAGCUGGAGGUUGUGGAGGUGGAGCUGCUGCUGGUGGAUGACGUGCUUGUGGUGCUGCUGCUGGUUGAGCUUGAUGAGGUGGAGGUACUACUUGAGCUUGUGCUGCUUGUGCUCGUGGAUGUUGUGGUGGAAGUACUGCUGCUUGUGGACGAGCUGCUUGUGGAAGAGCUGGAUGUGGAGGUGCUGCUUGUGCUGCUAGAUGAGGUGCUACUGGACGUCGUUGAGCUGGAGGUUGUGGAGGUGGAGCUGCUGCUGGUGGAUGACGUGCUUGUGGUGCUGCUGCUGGUUGAGCUUGAUGAGGUGGAGGUACUACUUGAGCUUGUGCUGCUUGUGCUCGUGGAUGUUGUGGUGGAAGUACUGCUGCUUGUGGACGAGCUGCUUGUGGAAGAGCUGGAUGUGGAGGUGCUGCUUGUGCUGCUAGAUGAGGUGCUACUGGACGUCGUUGAGCUGGAGGUUGUGGAGGUGGAGCUGCUGCUGGUCGAUGAGGUGCUUGUGGUGCUGCUGCUUGUGCUGCUGCUUGAUGUGCUUGUGGAGGACGUUGAUGUUGUACUGCUACUAGUGGAUGAUGUGCUCGUCGUGGUGGAAGAUGUUGUAGUGGAGGAGGAGGAGGUGGAGGUGCUGCUUGUGCUUGUAGUGCUGCUUGUGCUGGUCGAUGUUGAUGUGCUACUUGUUGUUGUUGUAGAGGUGCUUGUUGAGCUGGUCGUGGAUGUGCUGCUGCUCGUGCUGGAGCUGCUUGUAGAGGUAGAUGUGCUAGACGUAGUGGACGUGGAAGAUGUGCUUGUUGAUGUCGAGCUUGUGCUGCUUGUCGACGUGCUAGUUGAAGACGACGUGCUAGAAGAGGUGGAGGUAGAUGUGCUGCUAGUGCUUGACGUGGUCGUGCUGCUGGACGUGGUUGUCGUCGUCGAUGUGGACGUGCUUGAUGAGCUGGUUGAUGAGGUGCUAGUUGUGGAGCUGGAUGUAGAAGUCGAGCUUGAUGUUGUCGAGGUGCUGCUUGACGUUGACGUGCUGGUGCUGCUGCUGGUGGUCGAGCUUGUGGUUGUAGAGCUGGAGCUUGUGGUGCUGGAACUUGUGGAAGUUGUGCUGCUUGUGCUGCUUGAUGAGCUGGUUGAUGAGGUGCUAGUUGUCGAGCUGGAUGUGGAAGUCGAGCUUGAUGUUGUCGAGGUGCUGCUUGAUGUUGAUGUGCUGGUGCUGCUGCUUGUCGACGUGCUUGUGGUUGUAGAGCUGGAGCUUGUGGUGCUGGAACUUGUGGAAGUCGUGCUGCUUGUGCUGCUGGAUGUGCUGGAGGUUGACGUACUACUAGUAGAGCUGGAUGUGGAAGUCGAGCUUGAUGUUGUCGAGGUGCUGCUUGAUGUUGAUGUGCUGGUGCUGCUGCUUGUCGACGUGCUUGUGGUUGUAGAGCUGGAGCUUGUGGUGCUGGAACUUGUGGAAGUCGUGCUGCUUGUGCUGCUGGAUGUGCUGGAGGUAGAUGAAGUGGUGCUGGUUGUGCUACUGGAGCUUGAGGAUGUUGAUGAGGUGCUGCUUGAUGUGCUAGUAGACGUGCUUGAGCUGGUGGUGCUCGUGCUGCUGCUGGUGCUGGACGUGCUACUGCUGGACGUGCUAGUGCUGGACGUACUGGUGGAUGAGCUGCUGGUUGUCGUCGAGCUUGUGCUGCUGGAGGAGGUGCUGGUGGAGGAG
This is a messenger RNA of Effrenium voratum, 7788 nucleotides long. The record is from the annotation of a GenBank genome assembly. NCBI's taxonomy places the organism in Eukaryota, Dinophyceae, Suessiales, Symbiodiniaceae.